CAGAUUACAAAAAAGAAAUAACCCGCCCGGCAACCCGGUGCAUCUGUCUCUCUUUUUGGAUCCACCUAUAAUCCCAAACUGUUUCAUUUCUAAGAACCUCUCUAUAUAACCCCAAAAUCCCUUAAAAAAAAAAAAGACAGGCAAAAAUUCUAAUGCAAUUAACAAUAUUCUCAUCAGGGGUUAAUAGGAUCUUGCUAAAGAAGAUCCCAAAUUACUCUAUUGGAAUUUUGAACCUUCUCAACAUUUGUCUUCUCCUUCUUAUCGUUUCAACCCCAACAAUUCAGGGUAUGAGGGUCCAUCCUCUCUCCCUGAAACGAAACAUUGGAAUUGAUUCGAAUUUUUCACAACAGCAACAACAAAUUCCUUGUCCCGCAAUGAAGAAACUCCGGAAACUUCCUCACGUAUUUAACAACGUCCUGGAAUUGCCGUUCCGUUCUGACGAGGAUGUGGCGGUGGAAGAGAAGGAAGGAUUCUUCCGUUUCAUGGCGAAAAUCGAACUGGAAGGAGCUGGCGAUGGACAAGUGAGGGCACAGGCGGUAGAGAUUCAUCCAGGGGUAACGAAGAUUGUGGUGAGGAAGGGCAAUGCAAACGGUGAGGAUGAAAUUAAGCUUUUGUUGGAACAAUUGAAUGUGGAUACAUGGAGGUAUAGGCUGCCUGCUUCAACUAUGCCGGAGCUGGCCACGGCAGUGUUUGUGGACGGUGAGCUUGUUGUGACGGUGCCCAAGGGUGAGAGUGGCCGUGGAGAUUUUGCUGAUGGAUCCAGGGGUGUUUGGGGAGGCGGUGGCCGACUUGUUCUUGUACAAUAGUUAUCUUUUUCACAUUAACCAAUAUAUGCAUUACUUAUCUAUAUUCUUCUUAUA
This is a messenger RNA of Solanum dulcamara, 860 nucleotides long. RefSeq lists its product as uncharacterized. The transcript has a single exon. NCBI's taxonomy places the organism in Eukaryota, Viridiplantae, Streptophyta, Magnoliopsida, Solanales, Solanaceae. The record is from RefSeq and is a predicted model, not a curated record. The coding region runs from base 153 to 806 and encodes 217 amino acids.